GAAGAGAGAGACCCAUUAGACACAAUAAAAGCCCAAUGCAUUGACAGAAGAACCCAAUAGAGAGCUGUCUUGUGAAACACGAAGCCAAUCUACUUCAAAGAAUCCAGUCAAAUUUGUUUCAGAAUUGAAUCAAAAUAAAAAUAUGUUUCUCACAAGGACUGAGUAUGACAGAGGAGUUAACACUUUUUCUCCAGAAGGAAGAUUAUUUCAGGUCGAAUAUGCAAUUGAAGCUAUCAAGCUAGGUUCCACAGCAAUUGGGAUAAAGACAAAGGAAGGUGUUGUGCUUGCCGUCGAGAAGCGUAUUACUUCACCACUGCUGGAACCCAGCAGUGUGGAGAAAGUUAUGGAAAUUGAUGAACAUAUUGGAUGUGCUAUGAGUGGUUUGAUUGCAGAUGCUCGGACACUUGUUGAGCAUGCACGUGUCGAAACUCAGAACCAUAGGUUCUCUUAUGGUGAGCCCAUGACAGUGGAGUCUACAACACAAGCACUCUGUGAUCUGGCACUACGAUUUGGUGAAGGCGAUGAAGAAUCCAUGUCUCGACCAUUUGGGGUGUCACUCCUGAUCGCUGGCCACGAUGAGAAUGGUCCUAGCCUGUACUAUACUGAUCCAUCGGGCACAUUUUGGCAAUGCAAUGGAAAGGCUAUUGGUUCAGGUUCAGAAGGCGCAGAUAGCUCUUUGCAAGAGCAAUAUAACAAGGACCUCACUCUUCAAGAAGCCGAGACUAUUGCACUUUCCAUUCUGAAGCAAGUAAUGGAAGAAAAGGUGACUCCGAACAAUGUUGACAUUGCAAGGGUGGCCAAAGUCUACCAUCUGUAUACCCCUGCAGAGGUGGAGACUGUUAUUAGUCGCCUAUAGAAUGAAAAUGAAGUCAUGAAAACUUUGAAAAAAUUAUCUGCAUUAUCCUUUGUUGUCUGCUAUUAGUUUGGGAAGUAGAGGGUUGGGCAGUUUUGGACAUUUUUCUGGAGUGGUGCUAAAACUGUGCGGACUUUUUAUUGGUUAUGUAAUUUGCAUUUCAGAUAGCAAAAGUAAAACACCAAUUUUCUUUGAA
Mercurialis annua (annual mercury) is the source of this 1049-nucleotide messenger RNA. Its product is annotated as proteasome subunit alpha type-5-like. The record is from RefSeq and is a predicted model, not a curated record. The coding region runs from base 143 to 856 and encodes 237 amino acids. The transcript is spliced from 9 exons. Gene Ontology annotation, cellular component: proteasome core complex, alpha-subunit complex; nucleus; proteasome core complex. Lineage: Eukaryota; Viridiplantae; Streptophyta; Magnoliopsida; Malpighiales; Euphorbiaceae. Gene Ontology annotation, biological process: proteasome-mediated ubiquitin-dependent protein catabolic process.